UCUGGGUACACUCUGAAUGUGCCUGGAAGGCCUAGAGCUUGAGAGAGCAGAGCAGGUGCUCACACAGGCGUCACCCAAUGCUGUGCUAGGCUGAGUAUCAGGUGCUGCGCUGUGUUUCUUCAGAGAGAGAGUCUUGGCGUAUGUCAGGGACCCACUGGAGUCUCAGGAUGGACAACUGGUGAUACAGUGGGAAUGGAAUCAGGUUUUAGAUUAGGGGAAACAAAACAAAAGUAAAAGAAGACUACACAGAGAUAGCCUGGAGUUGGAAUCAAGCGGGGCUGUCUCCUUGGUUGGGAAAACCAAAGACAACAGGAUUCCAUUAUGUCCACACCAGUUGCCUCAGAUACCACACCAAGGCUUCAGAAGCCAACAAAAGGUCAAAAGAAAAAAGUGCCUGUGAAAGCAACGAUAGCUUCUUCAGACAGAAGAUCCGAGAUGUCACCUGUCUCCCCAAAGUCCUGCAAGCAGAAUGAUUCAGGGAAACAGGUGCCAGUGGACAGUGUUUGCUUGGCAAAAAAAGCUCCACAGGUCAGCAGCAUUCUGGCUUCCAGUGAUGGCUCUGCAGGGGAUGUCCCUGAGCAGAGAUCCAAGAGGAAAAGGGGCCAAAGAAAAAGAAAACUGGACAAUAUCAAGAUGGAUCCAGGAGUCUGUGUCACUCUUGCCUCCAGUGAUGCCUCGGCAGGGGAUGUCCCUGUGCAGCAAACCAAAAGGAAGAGGGUUCACAAGACAAGGACACUUGUGGAUGUUAAAGCAGCUACCCAAGAGGGCAGCGUGCUGGUCUCUAGCACAGCCACCCCUGAAGCUGCCCCUGGAGCCACCUCAGAGCUCAAGUUCCCCAGGAAGGGGAAGAAAAGGAGCAUAUGGACUGUGAACCGUAUAGAGGGGAUGAAACUCAUACUGAACAAGAAGAGAAGACCCAGCUACCGCCCUGAGGACCUCGAAGCCUUCUACCGACUUCUGGAGGAUCCUGUGGUCCAGAAUUUCUUGGCAGCGGACAUUUUCUUCAGGGUAUCUGACAAGUACCUGCUGUCUAUGGUGGUGGAGUAUUUUGGUCGAGUUGGGCUUCCUGGACAUCUCUACAACAGGAUCUACUUCUUCCUGGCCCUCUACAUCGCCUGUGACAUGGAAGAGGAUGACCCCAUAUCCAAGAGGAGCAUCUUCCAAUUCUUGCUGGGCAGAGACACCUGGCAAGGCUUAUACAAGGAUUUCCUGAAGCUGCAGAAGGAUUUCAUCCUAGCCAUGGAUUACCAAGCCUGGGUCACACCAGAUCAGUGUGCAGAGAUCCAGAACCAGAACCCACAGCACUGGGUCUGGAGCCGGGUGCGCCAGGGCACCCCUUAGGUUCCCAGGCCUGGGGACCAUCAGCAGGGUCGUGGAGCAUGGGGCUGCACAUGAGCCAGAGUUUCAUCCUGGCAGCUGAUAUUUUCCUCGGACUGACUGAGAGGCACCUGCAAU
Messenger RNA from Mus caroli (Ryukyu mouse), 1455 nucleotides. RefSeq lists its product as uncharacterized. Lineage: Eukaryota; Metazoa; Chordata; Mammalia; Rodentia; Muridae. Gene Ontology annotation, biological process: positive regulation of cyclin-dependent protein serine/threonine kinase activity. The record is from RefSeq and is a predicted model, not a curated record. Gene Ontology annotation, molecular function: protein kinase binding.